UAUGCAGCUGACGUCAGAGACAUGCGGCGUAGUGAUACUAUGGUGUGGAGUCUUUAAUGGACUGUUCAGUCGUGUGUGAGUCCUUGCUGGCAGUAGCGUUAGCUGGUCUCAUACUGUUAUCGCCGCCUCUCAUGUGUUGAUAUACUUGUUAAUGUUUAACGACUGGAAGCAAAAAAACACUGUCGAAGUCGGCUCUUCCACAGUAAUAACAACCGACACGCAUACGGAACGCACUUCACAGAGUUUUUUGUCAAACAUCAUUUUUACUGAACGUCCGCUUGAUUUGAAGUUCUCAGGCAGAAUGGCCGCCUUGCGUGCAGCAAAGCAAGCUCUGAGGAAAGAAAUAAAGCGAAGGGUUGCAGCGUUGAGUGACGAGGAGAAACAACGACAGUCUCUAGUCCUCUCACGGCAGCUGUUCAGACACCCCAAGUAUCUGUCCUGUAAGAGGAUUGCUGUGUUUCUCAGCAUGGAUGAUGAGGUGCGCACCGAGGAAAUCAUCAAAGACGUGUUUAAAUGGGGUAAAAGCUGCUUCAUUCCAAGAUAUGAGAGCAACGGCAGCCGUAUGGACAUGUUAAAGCUCAACAGUCUGCAGGACAUGGAGACGCUGCCUCUGACAUCAUGGAACAUCACACAGCCGGCUGAAGAUGACAACAGCAGAGAGGAAGCACUGGCUGCAGGAGGUCUGGACCUGAUCUUGAUGCCAGGCCUGGGUUUUGACCGGUUGGGGAGACGUCUGGGAAGAGGGAAGGGCUUCUAUGACACCUACUUGGAGCGCUGCAUCAGACACCCCAAAGGAAAGCCCUACACCAUCGCCUUGGCCUUCAAAGAGCAGCUGUGUCAGGAAAUCCCUGUCGACGACAAUGAUGUGCUCAUAGAUGAAAUCCUGUAUGAGGAUGAAGAGUAGCUAAUCAGUCACCACCUGUGGUCCAUGAACUCUAAACUGGCUGUAUUUACAUGUCAAAGUCCGCCAACCGGUUAACCUGGCCUUUCAAUGGAACACUCUGGCCGUGGUUACACUUCUCUUCUCCCUGACUCUUUUGGUCGUAUGCACCUGAUGAGAACUUAGCUGUCCACACUUCAGUGUGACCCGCCUGAUCAAACAGUGAUCGGAUAUAUUUUGUGGUCAAAUGGGCGACUGUAAAACGGUGGAUAAACACAUUUAAUUUCUUGUAUAUUCUUCACAAUAAAAGCCCCUCAUUAUGUUGUUAUUCAAGAGCUUUUAUUUUGAAGCAGCAGAAUCAUGACAUGUUGGGUUUUCAUCAGCAGUAAGGUAACGGGACUCAGACAGCAGGUCUCAGCUGGAGGAGCCCAGGAUGAACUAAUGCGUGCUAUUCCUCCUCUGCUAUUCCUGCUGACUUGUCAAAAAUAUGUUAUUACAUUAUGCACGUUAAGCUACUAAUUCAUGGCUGUUGAUUCUUGUGUUGAAGGUGCUGAAAUAUUGUGCGUGUUCUGCUCUGUAUGUCAUGCUGCCAUAAUGAGCUGUUAGGUAAUCACCAAUUACCUAAAAUGAAGAAUUGCUUUACACAAUUACAGCAUUAAUGGACAAUUAAAUUAAAGGCAAAUAAAUGUUUCUAACAUAUCUCUUAAUGGCUGACGGACCCUGAUUGCUGUUAUAUACAG
Messenger RNA from Anarrhichthys ocellatus (wolf-eel), 1620 nucleotides. It is a transcript of the gene mthfs, whose product is annotated as 5,10-methenyltetrahydrofolate synthetase (5-formyltetrahydrofolate cyclo-ligase). The transcript is spliced from 3 exons. The coding region runs from base 152 to 904 and encodes 250 amino acids. The record is from RefSeq and is a predicted model, not a curated record. Lineage: Eukaryota; Metazoa; Chordata; Actinopteri; Perciformes; Anarhichadidae. Gene Ontology annotation, cellular component: mitochondrion. Gene Ontology annotation, biological process: folic acid-containing compound biosynthetic process; tetrahydrofolate interconversion. Gene Ontology annotation, molecular function: 5-formyltetrahydrofolate cyclo-ligase activity.